Molecule: messenger RNA, 3762 nt
Organism: Tachyglossus aculeatus (Australian echidna)
Lineage: Eukaryota; Metazoa; Chordata; Mammalia; Monotremata; Tachyglossidae
Gene: ZNF335
Product: zinc finger protein 335
Exons: 25
Coding region: 242-3673 (1143 amino acids)
Biological process (GO): positive regulation of neurogenesis; brain development; regulation of gene expression
Cellular component (GO): nucleus
Molecular function (GO): RNA polymerase II cis-regulatory region sequence-specific DNA binding
Source: RefSeq, a predicted model, not a curated record
GGCGCUGUGCGCGGAAUGACGUCAGACGCAUACGAUAAGACCCUACGCGAGAUCCUUCCGCUCCAACCGAGAAAAUAGUUCCCGGCCGUUUGGGACGCGUCGCUCCGGACUAAGCGUCCGCCCCGCGGCCGAGGGGGCGGCCGCGUCGAUGCCGGAGCGGGAGCGGGAGCAAACCGCGCCGGGCCGCGCCGCAGAGUGAAGGCGUCGGACGGAGCGGCCCCCCCCGGCCCCCCGGGCGGCCAUGGAGGAGGCCGAGGUGCAGAGCAGCAGCGACGCGGCCCCGCGGCGGCCCCGGGGCCGGGACCCGGCCGAGAGCGGGCUGGACGUGGGCUCCUCGGAGGAGGCCGUGUCCGCCGACAGCAGCGACGCCGCCCGCCGCGCCCCGGAGGAAGCGUCCGAGAGCAGCCCGGGCCCGGGCGCCGCCCGGCGGGGUUACCUGCCCGACUCGUCGUCCAUGGGCCCGGCCACCGCCCUCCUAGCCGACUCCGCCGCCGCCGCCGCCUCCUCCUCGGACCUCGGCUCCGCCAUCGACAGGAUCAUCGAGUCCACCAUCGGGCCCGACCUCAUCCAGAGCUGCAUCACGGUGACCAGCGCCGAGGACGGCGGGGCGGAAACCACCCAGUACCUGAUCCUCCAGGGGCCGGAUGACGGCGCCCCCGCCGAGGGGCCCACGUCCACCUCCGCCGGCCCGGGGCGGCCCGAGGAGCCGGACCUGCAGAGCCUGGAGGCCAUGAUGGAGGUGGUGGUCGUCCAGCAGUUCCAGUGCAAGCUGUGCCACUACCGCAGCGCCAGCAAAGCGCCCCUCCUCAGCCACAUGCGCCAGAGGCACUUCGGGCCCGGUGAGGGGGCCGCCACCGCCGCUCCUCCGGCCCGCGCCGACCGUUUAUUCCUCUCUCCCCCGCCGCCGGGUCACCCGGGGGCCGUUGCUUGUCCGGGCCGCGCCGACCGUUUAUUCAUCUCUCCGUCGACGUCCGUCCGGGGGACGCGCUCAGUAACGACGGGGCAGAGGAGCAGCCGGCCCGGCAAGCGGGGGGCCGCGCCCGAGGAGGAGGAGGAGGAGGAGGACGACGACAUCGUGGACGCGGGGGCCAUCGACGACCCGGAGGGGGACAGCGACUACGAUCCGGAGGAGGACGAGGCGGGCCAGGGCCGCCCCCCGGACCCCCCCGCCGACCGGCCCCGCCGCUGCCGCCGGCCCGGGCGGCCCCGCGAGCCGCCCCGCCCGGAGGCCGAGGCCGGGGCCGGGGCGGGGGGCCGGCCCGAGGACGGCCCCCCGGGCGAGCCGCCCCCCGCCACCCCCCGGCGCCGCGGACACCCCUCCUGCCGCCUCCUCGGGAAGAAGUACCGCAAGUACACGGGACGCAGGUACUGCUACAAGGCCCCGCUGCGGCCCCACCUCUGCCGCGUGUGCGGAUCGCGCUUCCUGUCCCCCGAAGACCUCCAUUUCCACGUCAACUCCCACGAGGGCGGGGACCCCAACCUCUUCAAGUGUCUACAGUGCAACUACCACUGCCGCCGUUGGUCGUCUCUCAAGGAGCACAUGUUCAACCACGCGGGCAGCAAGCCGUACAAGUGCGAGCACUGCGACUACUCCAGCGUCUACAAGAAGGACGUCACCCGCCAUUCGGCCGUCCACAACCAAGACAGGAAGAAGAAGCCGGAGCCGGCCCCCAAGCUGAGCUCGUUCCCGUGCCCCGUGUGCGGCCGCGUGUACUCCAUGCAGAAGCGCCUCACGCAGCACAUGAAGUCCCACAGCCCCGACAAGCCGCACAUGUGCGACAAGUGCGGGAAGUCCUUUAAGAAGCGCUACACCUUCAAGAUGCACCUGCUGACCCACAUCCACGCCGUUGGCUACCGCAGGUUCAAGUGCGAGUUCUGCGACUUCGUGUGCGAGGAGAAGAAGCAGCUGCUGAACCACCAGAUCGGCCACGUGAGCGACAAGCCCUUCAAGUGCGGCUUCUGCCCCUACUGCACCUUCUGCGAGGACUUCCUGCUGGCCCACGUGGCCAUCAAGCACACAGGGGGCAAGCCGUUCUCCUGCGAGUUCUGCCACUUCAGCACGCGGCACCGGAAGAACCUGCGCCUGCACGUGCGGUGCCGCCACCCGGGCAGCUUCGAGGACUGGGCCGGGCGUCACCCCGAGGAGCCGCCCGCCGCCCGCCGCCGCCCGCACCGCCCGCCCUCCUCCCCGCAGCAGACGGAGGAGCUGAGGCGGCGCCACGCCCGGGCCGCCGACCCGCCGGCCCCGUUGGGGCCCCCCGAGGACCCCCUCCUGGGCCCGGGGGCGGAGGGGCCCGGGGGGCUCGGCGGUCCGGCGUCCCCGUCGCCCUCGACGGCCCUGGACCUGCUGCUGAACCUCGGUGCCCGGCAGGAGGUCGGGGGCUCGGCCCUGCAGCUGGCGGUGGUGGGCGCGGACGGGGCGGACGCCUCCGCGGCCCCCCGGCUGGUGACCCUGCAGGUGGCCGAGCCCGGCGGGGAGCGGGCCCCGGGCGGGCCGGACCUGCGGCGCAUCGCCCUGGCCGCGGUGCCCCUGCCCGGCGGCGGCUACGGCGUCCUCGCCCCGGACGACGUGGGUCCCCCCGGGCCCCUGGAUGGCCAGGAGCCCCCCGCGGAGGCGAGCGACGCGGCCCUGCCCGGGCGCUUGGCGGGGACGGCGGACGACGCCUGCCUGCGGCACGUGGAGCUCGGCGCCGAGGCGGCCUCCUCGUCCUCCUCCUCCUCGCCCUCGACCAAGAAGUUCUCGUGCCGGAUCUGCACGGAGGGUUUCUCCAGCCGGGCCGAGAUGGAGAGCCACAAGCGGGCACACGCCGGGCCCGGUUCCUUCAAGUGCCCCGACUGCCCCUUCACCGCCCGCCUGUGGCCCGACGUGCGGGCCCACCUGCGGGAGCACGUCGGCCUGAGACCCCACCAGUGCAGCCAGUGCAGCUUCGCUUCGAAGAACAAGAAGGACCUGAGACGCCACGUCCUCACCCACACCAACGAGAAGCCCUUCGCCUGCCCCCUGUGCGGCCAGCGGUUCAACCGUAACGGCCACCUCAAGUUCCACAUCCAGCGGCUGCACGGCCCGGAGGGGAAGAGCCCGGAGCCCCCCGGGCCCGCCGGACCCCCGACCCAAACCAUCAUCCUCAACGGGGACGAGGACGCCCUGGCCACCCUGCAGAGCGCGCUGCAGGCCGGCCGGGCCGUGCUCACCCCCGACGAGCUCCAGCAGGCCCUGGGCCAGGACCACAUCAUCGUAGCCCAGGAGCAGACCGUCACCGACCAGGAGACGACCUACAUCCAGGAGAUCACCACGGCCGACGGCCAGACGGUCCAGCACCUUGUCACCUCCGACAACCAGGUGCAGUACAUCAUCUCCCAGGAGGGCAUGCACGUGCUACCCCAGGAAUACCUCGUUGUACCCCAAGGGCAUCACAUUGAGGUGCAGGAGGGCCAGAUCGCCCACAUCCAGUACGAGCCGGGGAUGCCGUUCCUGCAGGAGCCGCAGGUCCAGUACGUGCCCGUGUCCCCGGGACCCGCGCUGGUCACGCGGACCCAGCUGGAGGCGGCCGCCCAGUCCGCCGUGACAGCGGCCCGGGGCCUGUUCGGCGGCGGCGGCGGCGAGGCGGCGGCGUCCGAGGAGUUGCCCCCCGAGGGCGUCCAGUACGACAUCAUCGCCCUGGCGGACGACUGAGGGGUCCUUUCCGCGUUGUUUACAAAUUAAAAGGAUGUUUACGAGGGCCGCGGGAUCCGUUGAGCGCUUACUACGCGCGGGCGCUGUCC